AUGCCAUUCUUCGGUUGGAUGAAAUGGUCAAAGAAUGAUCCUGACAAGGCCACUCAGUACCCUGGAUCAGAAGUUGUAACCAAGACUUUGCUAAGAGAGCUACAGUGGCACCUAGGAGAGCGUGAAAGGUUACUGCACGAGAUAGAAAACGAGCAGAGGGUGCAGAAAACAGGAGUGGAUUACAACUGGCUGAGAAAUGAUUACAGCUUGAAGCCAAGCAUCCCCGUUACGGAACAAAAGCAGCUGGAAGUUCUAUGCUCCCAGAUUCAGCCAUGCCACACAGGGACAGUGCUCAGCAGGUUUCGAGAAGUCCUGGCAGAAAAUGAUGUACUACCUUGGGAGAUUGUCUACAUAUUCAAACAAGUCUUGAAGGAUUUCCUGAAUUCCUUAGAGAGAGAAAAUCAACAGGUGAAGCUGAUCGAUUUGUGGAACUCAAACUGCCCUGUCAAUUUUGCAGUGUCUGGUGAUACAAACUCACACAAAGAGGAAAUCCCAACAGUCUCCAGCUACGUCGACAGGAACACACAGAGUUUAUUUCCGACUUUCUCAAACCGCAUCUGGAACUUACCAUACUACUAUCCUUCUGGUUAA
Messenger RNA from Staurois parvus, 591 nucleotides. NCBI's taxonomy places the organism in Eukaryota, Metazoa, Chordata, Amphibia, Anura, Ranidae. The record is from the annotation of a GenBank genome assembly.